This is a messenger RNA of Sitodiplosis mosellana (orange wheat blossom midge), 3194 nucleotides long. RefSeq lists its product as uncharacterized. Gene Ontology annotation, molecular function: ligand-gated sodium channel activity. Lineage: Eukaryota; Metazoa; Arthropoda; Insecta; Diptera; Cecidomyiidae. The record is from RefSeq and is a predicted model, not a curated record. The coding region runs from base 1545 to 3005 and encodes 486 amino acids. Gene Ontology annotation, biological process: sodium ion transmembrane transport. Gene Ontology annotation, cellular component: membrane. The transcript has 11 exons.
GAUCCGCCCCGUGGUUACCGAAGCUGGAAUAUGCUGGUCAAUGACGAAUUUAUUCGAAUUCUUCAUGGCAAUACGCAAUGAUUCUGAUCAUAAAUUCGAAAAAAAUUAUCGUCUCACGAGAAUUAUAUGUCGAUCAACUCGAGAAUGCGAACUACCUAUAGAGUAUACCCAUCCUGCUGAAAAAGCAAUGAUUGUAUACAUAUAACACAUUUUUCAAUAUUUUCAUGAUCUCUAUUCGAAAAACACAUUUUUUCCACAAGUAUUUUCAUAGCUCAAACGACAUCCUCAAUAUGGUAAAAUCACCCAAAUCCGAAUGGAAUCCUGUCACUGGCAUGGUCCAAUUUUUUAUUGAUUUCAAUGAAGUGGUCACAAGCAAUCGAUCUAAAAUGUUCGGGAUUGAAAGCCGCAAGUGCCGAUUUGACACAGAAACUACUUCCGACCGAAGCUACCCAUUGGGAUUGUAUACACAAAAUCUGUGUUUGAUGGAGUGCAGCGUUGAUGCAGCAAUCAAUCUUUGUGGAUGUCAACCAUUCUUCUACAAAAUUGGUCUUUUAUUAUUGAACACUUUAAAUCAUACAAUAAUUUAUUCGAUAUGAUUUUUUCAGGUGAUGGGCCAAUAUGCAACAUAUCUGGAAUGUAACGAACUGUCGCAAUUAUUAAACAAAUAAAUAUAUAACAUAUUCUUCCAAUACCACCAGAUUGAUUGGUUUGAGAAUAGAAAUAUGCUUGUAUACAUAUUCUAGACAAGAUUAGCUAGGUGGCAUGCAGUGCACCUGCACAUGAACACAUCUACUAAUGCACGGUCGCCCGUCGCUAUGCUUGUCUAGAAUAUGUAUACAUUUAUUCUAUUCUCAAACCAAUCUCUGAAUACCAUAGGAUUUGCUUAUCAAAAAGUCAUUGGAACGAGAGUCGGAAUGACUGUCCCUGCUUGCCACAGUGUAAUUCAAUCGACUAUUCAUUCACACGUUCUUUUACUCCGCAUAAUCUUUAUCGUUACAUCGGUAUAACACCUCGCGUUUCAAAAACAAGACUGAAACGAGAUCUCAAAUUCGGUAUUCAUUAUUUGAUUGGUGAGUGGUAUUUUAUAUUCUCAUCCUCUGUUUCUGGACAAUAUUCUUCAACAAAGUGAAGUGGUACAUAUUCAGCGAUCAAUUCACUAACGGCAUCUAUACAGAUUGAUUUGGAAGCAUAAGUAAAUGCUUUCGUCAUAAGGUUUACACAAAUGUUGCAAAUGACAUUUUGAACGUCAUUCAUGAUUCAAGUUAAUGAACUGCUGAUAGGGACAAAAGCAUUGCAAACUGAACGCUGAACGGUUCUGAAUUGGCUGAAUAUAUUAACAUUGCGCUUCACUUUUUUGAUAUUUUUUUGUCAUAAAAUUCCACUCUUCCUUCUAAAAAAAAGUGUCGAUCGGUGGAGCUGCGGCAUUGUUCCUUGGAUGCAGUUUCAUAAGCUUCAUUGAACCCAUCUACUUUGUCGCCGAACAUUUGUAUAGGAAACAUUUUGGCAAGGUCAAUCUAAUCGUUGUAAGACCGAUUGAAUCUGGUAUGGAUGACCAUAACGCUGGGGGCAAGACACGCCAUAACGGGAAUACAAGUGCUCACACUCGAUGUGCUAUCAUGGCCACAAAAUUCGCAAAACGAUUCUAUUACUUUGUAAACAACAGUGGCUUACAUGGCAUCCGAUUUUUGGAUCGUCGAUACGGAUUAAUUGAUCGAGCAUUUUGGAUAUGCGUCCUGAUUGCAUCGAUCAUCGCAAUGACUGUUGUUUUUGUGUACACAUUGAAUGACUACGUGGAUAGUCCAGUUGUUAUCAAUGUGGAUCCAAUUAUCUCAAAUAACAACACUGUAUUUCCAGCCGUUUCUUUUUGCACUGCGAAAUAUCUUACCACCAAUAAGAGAGUCUUUGAUAUAAGUACAGAGCGAGUUGUAAAAUUUGUCAGAAAAUAUUACGCAGAACACAACAUUGAAGAGCCACAACAAGAAAACUUCUACGAUCAACUUAUGAGCUACGCCUAUGAAUUUCAUACGUAUGACCGAGAAAAUGGAUUCAUAGAAUUACCACUAUGUAAUGCAACCAACACCACCUGUGGCGUUGAUAUCGAAACUAUAAAGCAACUGUUGUUUCCGCAUUGCAAUGAAUUGAUUUACAACAUUCAGUUCAACGGCAAACGUUACAAUAAUUGUAGUGAUCUAUUCAAGCGCCACCUAGUUUAUGGCGAAGGCGUGUGCUUUACAGUCAACUCGAUCAAUUUCUAUGAUUUGGAUUGGGACCAAUUGCCAUUAAUUUACAAUAGAAACCAAGGAAGCAGUAAAUUCACUUUUGACCUAAUCCAGAAAAGGGGCUAUGGAAUUAAUAUUUAUUUUCAUAGUCCGAACGAAUUACCAAACCAAAAUGGUUGGGCUGCUCUAAAUAUUGAUGUAAAUGCGGAUCUGGAGUUCAUAUUGAAAACAUCACAGGUAGAAAAUGAUAUGAAUGUACGGGACUUAUCAAUUGAUGAGCGGCAAUGUCGAUUCCCAGACGAGCGUUGGCCUUUGGAUGCAUCUCUUCCGUACAGUUUUUCCUCGUGCAUGAUUUAUACUCGAGUUCAAAUUGAGCUAGAGCGCUGCAAUUGCACAAUACACUUUGCACCAAUCGAAUACAAAAAUCAGUACUGCAAUUACGAACAGAUGAAAUGCAUUGAAAAACAAGAAACCGACCGAUUAGCGUUUGACCAUCAUCAGUACAUCAAGCCAUGUCUUUCUGCCUGUAAAGAAGUGCAUGUUGAUUUUGUCGGAGAUUAUAAAAAGAAAAGAGCCAUCGGCUACAGACCAGUUAGCGCGAAUGAUUUAACGUUAAGAACUGCGUCAGUGUCCAUUGAAGUAAAUAGUAAACCGAAACAAUUGACUCGUUCAGCGCGCCUUACAGACCUUGACUUAGUCAUCACCGUCGGUAGUAUCAUCGGUAUAUUUUUCGGUGCAUCGCUUUUGAGUUUGUUCGAAAUCAUUCAUCUUUGGGUUUUGCAUUGAUUUUAAAUCAUUUGAUUAAUUUUUGCUGAAUUUUUGAGGAUUUGUCACCAUCUAAGUUAUGCUAACACCGAUCUGUGUAAAAAAAUUUAUUACAUUUUAAGCUUUUAAAUUGAGAAUACUACUAGUAAGUUACUUUUAACAAUCAAAAUACCUAAAUUGGUUAUAAUGAAAGCAAAUCUGUCGAAAAUA